Gigantopelta aegis is the source of this 1915-nucleotide messenger RNA. RefSeq names its product AP-4 complex subunit beta-1-like. The record is from RefSeq and is a predicted model, not a curated record. The coding region runs from base 28 to 1611 and encodes 527 amino acids. Lineage: Eukaryota; Metazoa; Mollusca; Gastropoda; Neomphalida; Peltospiridae. Gene Ontology annotation, biological process: intracellular protein transport; vesicle-mediated transport. Gene Ontology annotation, molecular function: clathrin binding. The transcript is spliced from 2 exons. Gene Ontology annotation, cellular component: membrane coat.
UAUGAUUUGCAUGUUUUAGCUAAAACUAUGUGUACUCCAGAAAAUCUUAGUAAUGUUGCAUUCUGCAAAUCCGUUCUUUCAAAGGCUAUUUAUCUUAUGGCUGAAGAUGCAGACCUAUCCCCAUUGCUGCUGUCUGCUGUCAAGUUGUUGGCUCACUCAGACCUGGGCAUCAAGAAAGCUGCAGGUCAGAUUAUUAUACGGUAUCAGUCUACAAACCCCGACGCUGUGCUGCUUGGUUUGAACUCACUGAUAAAAGACUGCUACGACAGCAGCCCCAUGGUGCGUGGCCAGGCACUGAAGGUGAUGUGUUCAAUCAGACAACUCCUUGUUUUAGAGUAUGCGGAACCAGCCAUCUUCAGGGCCUUUUCUGAUAAGAGUGCGUUUGUUAGGAGAACUGCAGUUCUUGCUUGUGUCAAGUUGUACAGUCUCUCAAACACUUUCAUUACAGAAAGUGGUAUCAUAGAUGAAUUAUAUUCCAUGAUUCGUGACCCUGAUCCAUUAGUGGUUACAAAUUGUUUGUGUGUGCUGGAUGAAGUCUUGAUGAGUGAAGGCGGUAUUGUUAUCAAUAGAGGCAUUGCACAUUACCUCUUGAAUCGGCUCGAUUCAUUUUCAAACUGGUCUCAGUCGUAUGUACUUCAGAUCCUGUGCAAGUACAGUCCCUCAUCAGAGGAUGAAAUAUUUGAUAUUAUGAAUGUGACAGAUGUAUUACUAAAAAAUAACAGCAUUGCUGUGGUUGAUUCUUGUCUACAGUUGUUUUUACAUUUGUUAGAAAACAUGCCACAUCUGCAGUUGGAGGUGUGUAACAGGGUCAAAGAUGCAGUAGUUAGUCAACUAGGCUCAGGGAAUGUGGAACUUAUCUAUUGUGUGGUGGAUCAGGUGAAAAAGUUACCUCAAGACAUUUGCAAAGUUUAUGCUCCAGAACAUAAAAGUUUUUUCUGUCGGCACAAAGAUCCCUGUUAUCUGGUGAACAGCAAGGUUACUUUUUUACCCCGCUUGGUAACCAAGACAACCUACAAAGUGAUCGUAGAGGAAUUGUGUCUCCAUGUAACAGACAGAUCGGCCAAGUUGUCCCUGGCAGCGGUUAAAGCCAUUGCAAACAUUGCUUGUGAUCACAAGGAAGCGUUUGAGGAUUGUCUAGAACAACUCAAUGAUCUGCUGUCUUCAUCGUCUGAACAAGUUGUGUCCAAUGUACUGCAGACCUUAAAGACUAUCGACCUCUCAGAUUCGAAACAGGUUGUCACAAUAAUUACCUCAGUGGCUUCGUCGCACAGGAUGGUGAGGGAUGAAUCGGGGACGGUAGCUAUGUUGUGUCUGUUAGACACGUAUGGUUGUGACAUGCCCGACACUCCCUAUAUUCUGGAAGACCUGGUGGAAAAUUUUGACAGCAUAUCAACCGGUGAACUAAAGCAUCAGUUGUUGUGUACAGUGAUGAAGGUGUUCUUGAGCCGGCCCGCCGAGUGCCAGCACAUACUGGGAGCAUUGUUAGAGCUGUGUGUUGAUGACCAGAACAAGGCACUUCAAGGCACGGCCAUCUUGUAUUACGAUCUUCUUGAAACAGGCUUCAGUGUGGCAAGGCAGGUUGUUACUGGCCUAGAUAGGACACAGUCCUGAUGUACUUGGGUUUUUUAGAACCUUUUAGAUGACAAAUGUUAAUUGCAGCUAAUGGUUUUAAAAUGUAAUUAGCAGAAAAGACACAGUAGUUAUUGUGUUUAGUUGUGUAUAAAACAAUCAGAUAGACUGUUCUCAUGAACCACUCUCUAACCAGUGGUGACAGUGCUGCUUUUGAUGUGGGUGCAUUACUUAAGUUAAUUUUUAAGAAAGCAGGAAUAUUUUUAUUAAUUGAAUUUAGAUAUAGCAUGUAUUCGAUAGACAGGGGAUGUCUAAAAUGAAGAUGGUAAAUAAAUUGUUGAUUAAA